Messenger RNA from Eupeodes corollae, 532 nucleotides. RefSeq names its product ER membrane protein complex subunit 6 (gene EMC6). Lineage: Eukaryota; Metazoa; Arthropoda; Insecta; Diptera; Syrphidae. Gene Ontology annotation, biological process: autophagosome assembly; protein folding in endoplasmic reticulum. The transcript has 2 exons. The coding region runs from base 123 to 467 and encodes 114 amino acids. The record is from RefSeq and is a predicted model, not a curated record. Gene Ontology annotation, cellular component: EMC complex; endoplasmic reticulum; membrane.
ACAGAUCUUGACAUCCCUUUGACAGCUGCACAACUUAUCAAAAAAAAUUAGCCUCCACGAAUUAACCAAAUUACUUUUGAUUAAAUAAAUAUUUAACUUAAAAUAAAGAAGAAACCCUCAAAAUGACUACUCGUGUUAAAACUCGUGAACUGAAAACUGGAGAAAUUGUUGCCUACAGUGAAUCGGCAAUUCGAAACAAUGCAGCCGCCGUAGAAUAUUGUCGAACUUCUAUGGCAGCUCUGUCAGGGUGCUCAGCAGGAAUUUUGGGCCUCACUGGCAUCCUAGGCUUCUUGUUGUACUUUGUGGCUGUUCUUGGAUUGUGGUGUUUGCUUCUUUUGAAGUCCGGAACUCAAUGGAAAAAGUAUUUCAUCAAUCGCCAAAGUCUUUUAACCAAUGGUUUCCUGGGAGGACUCUGUACCUAUGUCUUGUUCUGGACAUUUUUAUAUGGCAUGGUUCAUGUUUAUUAGGUUUGAGGCUUAGUUUUAGUUAAUUACGUGCAAAUAUAUACAAAUAUCCAUUUAUAACUAUCAAA